Oreochromis niloticus (Nile tilapia) is the source of this 1512-nucleotide messenger RNA. Its product is annotated as extensin-1-like. The record is from RefSeq and is a predicted model, not a curated record. The coding region runs from base 1 to 1512 and encodes 503 amino acids. NCBI's taxonomy places the organism in Eukaryota, Metazoa, Chordata, Actinopteri, Cichliformes, Cichlidae. The transcript has 4 exons.
AUGAUACAAAAGUGUGAAAAUGCAGUAGAUGGAGUGAAAGGUGCAGAGUGUGGUCCCCCCUCCCCCAUCAGAGUGUGGUCCACCCCUCCUACAUCAGAGUGUGGUCCACCCCCCUCAUACAUCAGAGUGUGGUCCACCCCCUCAUACAUCAGAGUGUGGUCCCCCCCCAUCAGAGUGUGGUCCACCCCUCCUACAUCAGAGUGUGGUCCACCCCCCUCAUACAUCAGAGUGUGGUCCACCCCCCACAUUAGAGUGUGGUCCACCCCUCCUACAUCAGAGUGUGGUCCACCCCCCCCCCACAUCAGAGUGUGGUCCACCCCUCCUACAUCAGAGUGUGGUCCACCCCCGCUACAUCAGAGUGUGAUCCACCCCCCACAUCAGAGUGUGGUCCACCCCCCUCCUACAUCAGAGUGUGGUCCACCCCCGCUACAUCAGAGUGUGGUCCACCCCCCUCAUACAUCAGAGUGUGGUCCCCCCCCCAUCAGAGUGUGGUCCACCCCUCCUACAUCAGAGUGUGGUCCACCCCCGCUACAUCAGAGUGUGAUCCACCCCCCACAUCAGAGUGUGGUCCACCUCCGCUACAUCAGAGUGUGGUCCACCCCCCCACAUCAGAGUGUGGUCCACCCCCUCCUACAUCAGAGUGUGGUCCACCCCCUACAUCAGAGUGUGGUCCACCCCCCACAUCAGAGUGUGGUCCACCCCGCUACAUCAGAGUGUGGUCCACCCCCCUCCUACAUCAGAGUGUGGUCCACCCCCCCACAUCAGAGUGUGGUCUACCCCCGCUACAUCAGAAGUGUGGUCCACCCCUCCUACAUCAGAGUGUGGUCCACCCCCGCUACAUCAGAGUGUGAUCCACCCCCUCAUACAUCAGAGUGUGGUCCCCCCCCCCAUCAGAGUGUGGUCCACCCCUCCUACAUCAGAGUGUGGUCCACCCCUCCUACAUCAGAGUGUGGUCCACCCCCGCUACAUCAGAGUGUGGUCCACCCCCCUCCUACUUCAGAGUGUGGUCCACCCCCCUACAUCAGAGUGUGGUCCACCCCCGCUACAUCAGAGUCUGGUCCACCCUCCUCCUACAUCAGAGUGUGGUCCACCCCCCCCACAUCAGAGUGUGGUCCACCCCCCUCAUACAUCAGAGUGUGGUCCACCCCCCCACAUCAGAGUGUGGUCCACCCCUCCUACAUCAGAGUGUGGUCCACCCCCGCUACAUCAGAGUGUGGUCCACCCCCCUACAUCAGAGUGUGGUCCACCCCCCCACAUCAGAGUGUGGUCCACCCCCGCUACAUCAGAGUGUGGUCCACCCCCCCACAUCAGAGUGUGGUCCACCCCCCUCCUACAUCAGAGUGUGGUCCACCCCCCUACAUCAGAGUGUGGUCCACCCCCGCUACAUCAGAGUCUGGUCCACCCUCCUCCUACAUCAGAGUGUGGUCCACCCCCCUCAUACAUCAGAAACAGCAGAGGCGGAGGGCGGGACGAACCCACGAGUUCGAGUUAAAGGAGAGAUUCACCAGCUGA